GGAUCCGGGUCCAGCGAGAUGGGUCUCCUCGAGAGCCUCGACGCCGGGCUCACGGGCUUCGUGGGCCAAUGGAACGCCUACUCGACAGGGCUGGUGACGCUGCUGGUCCUGCUGGUCACGUACCGCAUCACGACGUCGCGCGAGCCGGACGUGCACCCGCUGCUGCUGGCCAGGCAGGCCGGCGCCUCAACGGUGCGCAACGAGGGCGAGAGCGCCGCCUACCGCUGCCUCGCCGCUCCGCACAGCAUGCCGCUCAACAGCGGGCUGGACAUUAAGGAUCCCGGCGUCUCGAAGUGGUCCCGGGGACGCAAUGGCGACCUGAGGGACACUUGGCGGAAGGCGGUUGCGGGGGAUGCCGAGGGGAAGAAGGGCAAGCUGUUGACGGUUCUUGGAUCGGAGAAUGUCAUUGAGCAUCGUCUAGAGGAUAUUACGAGACAGAUCAACCUCAUCGGACACUACAUUGCGGAGCAGGGCGGCAUCAGAGUCGCCAUCUAUCUGCCCAACUCGGUCGAAUUCCUCGUCGCUCUCAUGGCUUGCAGCUUCUAUCCGAACCUGACAACCGUCCUGAUCCCCUUCAACGUCUCCAACGAGGAGCUCGUCCACAUGAUGCGACGAUCCGCCGUCGACACUGUUGUGACGACUCCUGGCUCGUUCCCGCUCGACGACGUCGCCAAGGCAUAUCCGUCGCUGAGACAGCUCAUCUGGGUCGUGGACGAAGGCAGCUCGCAUCUCGACUGGAACGAGGUCCCUGAGGGCAUGGGAGGCAGCGUCAACGUCGCCACAUGGCAGGAGAUUAUCCGCGAUGCCCCGACUGACUCUGGCACUGAGCUCCCUCCUCUGGAUCUGGAAAAGGUUCCCAUGGACGUUGUUACUUUUUGGCAGACGAAGCCCGGCCAGCUGGAAGAAAUGGUGCGCUUCACGCAGGCCAACUUGGUUGCUGGCAUCGCUGCUCAGAUCAACGCCAUCCCCAUCAAGGAGAGGCUGACUCCUUCGGACCUAUUUCUUCCCGCCGAGUCCUUGGCUGGCAUUCACACCCUUUCCCUGACCUUGGCUGCGCUGUACCAGAACUCUUCGAUCGCGUUCAACUCGGUUGCUGGUCGAUCGCCGGAUUUGGUCCUGGCGACCCAGGGCAUCGCUCCGACGGUGAUUGUUGCCAGUCCUUCCAGCUUGCUCAAGGUCCACCAAGAGUCCACCGCCAAGCUGAACAGUCCUCUUGCCAAAGCCUCUCAUGCCAUUGCCACUCGCACUCUCACCCAGCACGGUGUUCUUCCCACCGCCAACUUGCUGUCUCCGUUUGCCGCCGGAGCGAAGCCAUCCCUCGGUACCGACCCGAGCAAGCUGCGUCUGGUGUACACGGCGGAGCGUGUUGGCGCGGAUACGCCUCACCUUUCGGCCCAAGUCCUCUCCGACCUGCGUGUCUUUACCGGCGCCCGAGUGAUAUAUGCUCUGACCAGUGCUCGGGUAGUGGGUGCCGUUUCGCAAACAGCUUACUACGACUACAGAGUCGACGAGGGCGACAAGGGCCACUUUGGCGCGCCGGCGACCAGCGUUGAGAUUCGCUUGAAGGACAAGGGUCCAUACAAGACGACUGAUGACGUGGUUGUGGGAGAGAUUUACGCGACAGGACCCAGCGUUGCUGGCGGCGAGACCAACCUUGGUGUUAUUGGAACGCUUAGACAUGACAAUACGCUUGCUUACGUGUCAUAGAAGCCGAGCACGGUAUAGUUUAAAGGGGAGGAAAGGAGAAGCAAAUCUGGCUACACAAAUGCCG
Molecule: messenger RNA, 1771 nt
Organism: Trichoderma citrinoviride
Lineage: Eukaryota; Fungi; Ascomycota; Sordariomycetes; Hypocreales; Hypocreaceae
Exons: 4
Coding region: 19-1707 (562 amino acids)
Cellular component (GO): endoplasmic reticulum; membrane
Molecular function (GO): long-chain fatty acid-CoA ligase activity
Source: RefSeq, a predicted model, not a curated record